AUGUGGGGAUCGUCAAUCUUGCCGAUCGCGGCCUUAGCUGCUCUGCCAUAUGGCAAUGCCAUCACGCUACACAAGCGGGAUGAACCUGCGAUCUUUGGGCUCCCAAUUGCCCAAGGUGAGCGGUCUCACGCGUUGGUGAAACGCGAUUCCAAAGUCGCCAGCACGGCACUCUACAAUGUGCUAAAUUUCUAUUAUAUGGUGAACAUCACCAUCGGCACCCCGGCUCAGAAUCUCUCCCUCAGCCUCGAUACCGGUAGCAGUGACAUCUGGGUUAACGUCCCAACUUCCACCUACUGCGCGGCAGAUGAUGAUCCCUGCUCUUCGACCGGCUUAUUCAAUAUUAAAGACUCCUCAACGCUCAAAACGCUAGAUUAUGACAUGAAUGCUACUUAUGUCAGUGGCUUUUUGGCUGCGGGCCCCUACGUUACUGACCAGCUGGUGAUCGGAGACGCUGCGGUAAAGGAUAUGGAGUUUGCGUUGGCCAACGAGAGUAGAAAUCCUCAUGGGAUUCUGGGAAUCGGAUAUGCGUCAGGGACUUAUGCGGCUGGCCGUCUCGGCAAGGAAUACGCCAACCUCCCGAAAGCACUGGUCAAAAGCGGUGCUAUCAAAUCACCUGCCUAUAGCCUAUGGCUAAACAAAUUUGAUGGCACAGGGAACCUUCUCUUCGGAGGUGUCAACAAAGCGAGAUAUCAAGGCGAGCUGCAAACCGUGCCUGUUGUGCCGGUAGCUGGCAGAUACAUUUCUCUGGCCAUUGCCUUGACGGAUAUAUCUGUGACGAGCACCGAUAGCAAAAAGAGUUACAAGAUGGGUCUUCCCUUAGCCGUCAGUUUGGAUAAUGGAAGCCCUCUCAUUGCGCUGCCUAAAGAGCUGGUAGACCCCAUCUACAAGGAAGUCGGUGGAGUUUAUUCCAAGACCUACAGCUACGCCUACAUUCCUUGCAACAUGACCAAGGCCGAUUAUAAUGUGACCUUCAGUUUCUCGGGCGCCACGGUCUCGAUUCCCUUAAGCGAACUAAUUUUCGACAAUUACGCCCAGCCCGACUUCCCUGAGGGCACAUGCCUCUUCGGUAUUACCUACAGCGAAGCCGGAGUGAAUCUGAUGGGUGAUCCAUUCCUGCGUGGCGCUUACGUCGUCUACGAUCUCGCCAAUAAUGAGAUUUCGCUCGCAAACACAGACUACGAUGGGGGCGAUGAUGAUAUUUUCGAGAUUGGCACGGGAACGGCUCCUGUGCCGGAUGCGACGCUUGUACCCAAUGCUGUCACCUCGGCCACGGGUAAUGGGCCCAUUCAAACCGCUACAAACCCGGCCUCUUUGAGCUCCGGAUCUAGUGGAACAACAGUAUAUGUCACUGCUACUGCGACUGAAACUGCUGAGAAUGGUGAAGCUUCUAGCACCUCCUCUACAGGACUGGCGUUCUCUAUGAGUAAACCGAACCAUCUGCUGUCUGGGAUCUUGGGCGCUGGCUUGCUCCUUGCAGUGUAG
This is a messenger RNA of Penicillium vulpinum, 1482 nucleotides long. Its product is annotated as pepsin-like aspartic protease. Gene Ontology annotation, molecular function: aspartic-type endopeptidase activity. The transcript has 3 exons. Lineage: Eukaryota; Fungi; Ascomycota; Eurotiomycetes; Eurotiales; Aspergillaceae. Gene Ontology annotation, biological process: proteolysis. Bases 1 to 1482 code for a protein of 493 amino acids. The record is from RefSeq and is a predicted model, not a curated record.